Messenger RNA from Cicer arietinum (chickpea), 830 nucleotides. The record is from RefSeq and is a predicted model, not a curated record. Lineage: Eukaryota; Viridiplantae; Streptophyta; Magnoliopsida; Fabales; Fabaceae.
UCAAGUAGCAACGCAAGAACAAACAUUAGAACUUGUUGAGAGUGAGGGGAGAAAAUUGUGAGAGGAUAUUCGGUCUCUCCAUUAAAAUUUCAUGUGUAGUAUUCCACUAUUUAAAGAGGUCGACAACAAAACUUAAUCUGUGCAUAUCAUAUAAUCGGAGAAUUUUGUUAUCAUUCAAAAAUUAAUAAUCAGGAAAGUUUGUAUCAUCAUCAACCAAAAUGAGGCUAUUUACCCUUCUAAUACUUUCUAUCAUAUUACUCAAUCAAUUGAGCCUUAUUCUUGCAGACCUUGGUACUGCUUCUUCUUAUGGGCCUCCAUAUAUACCAACUGCUUGUGACGGAAAUAGGAGAGAGCAGUUUCCUCCAGGAAAUAUAUUUGCAGCAGUGAAUGAAGGGUUAUGGGAUAAUGGUGCUGCAUGUGGAAGGAGAUACAGAAUAAGGUGUCUGAGUGGAAUCAAUAAGCCAUGCAAAGAUGGUAGCAUUGAUGUUAAAAUUGUUGAUAUUAUUUCAUGUUCAAAGCACCCUUGCUUCCAAACUUUCCUCUUGUCAACUCAAGCCUUUGCAGCCAUCUCACGCUUCCCUAAUGCAAAUAUCAAUAUUGAAUAUAUGCAGAUAUGAUAUCACAUUCCAUUAAGAGACCAUCGCUGAAUUGUUCAACAAAAUUACAAAGGAGAAUUAUACAUGUGUGAAAAUUGACUGAAUAAAUGUACACAAUAUUAUAGCUUUUAGUCCGUGAGCAAGAUUUUGAUUAUAAUAAGAGUAUACUUUAUGCACUUUUGACAUGUACUGUAUCAAUUUUUCAAUGACAUAAAGAUUAUUAUUGCAUCUUAA